Tarenaya hassleriana is the source of this 1440-nucleotide messenger RNA. RefSeq lists its product as uncharacterized. NCBI's taxonomy places the organism in Eukaryota, Viridiplantae, Streptophyta, Magnoliopsida, Brassicales, Cleomaceae. The coding region runs from base 1 to 1440 and encodes 479 amino acids. The transcript is spliced from 2 exons. Gene Ontology annotation, molecular function: zinc ion binding; nucleic acid binding. The record is from RefSeq and is a predicted model, not a curated record.
AUGGUGCCACGACGUGCUCAGUCUAUGAUGGGAGACAACAAUGUCCCCAAUCAUGUUCCCCAAACUGCGGAGUUUAGAGAAUUUCAGGAGGAGAUACGGAAUGAAUUCCAUACAUUCCAGGAGACCAUGAUACAAACCUUGAUUGCACAUCUCCCACCUCCACCCCCAGCGCGAGGUCCGGAACCGGGGGAAGAGGACCUACCUCCGCCGCCACCUGCACCGACAGCGGCAGGAGACUACCUACCGAUUGUUCAGGAGUUCCGGGUCAUGCAUACUCCAAGGUUUGAGGGAUCGUUGGAUCCCGAGGUUGCAGAAGAAUGGAUGACAUGCAUCACACGGGACCUGGAAUAUGUUCAGUGCCCCCUACAUUAUCGAGCACUACUAGCGAGCCAUCACUUGUCCGGACAAGCUCGACAUUGGUGGGCGAAGGUGAUACAUGAGAUGCCGGAUGGACAUCAGUUCACCUGUGAGGAAUUCAAGGAAGAAUUUGAGAGAAAGUACUACCGCCGACAGAAUCAAGAACGCCGCCUCUCUGAGUUCUUAAACCUGCAACAAGGGAACAUGACUGUGAGGGAGUAUGAAGGUGAAUUCGUACGUAUGCUUAAUUAUUCGGUGCAUCUGGUGCCCCGGGAAAGCCAGAAGAUCAAUAAGUUCGUCGUGGGACUGCGACCCUCACUCCGCUGGAGAGUCACACUCCACGAGUUCCGAACUCUGAGCCAUUGCAUUGAUCAGCUGGAGAAGGCAGAGGAAGCGGAGAAUGAUGAGAGAGCCAGCAGGGCCCGUGACCGUAGUCCUCCCAGACGCCACCCCUAUACGCGUCUGUCAGGGAAGACCGGUCAGACUGGCCAGAGCAGCCGAAUACAAGACAAGGGUAAGGCGCUAGCCACCCAGGCACCACCUCCGCCACCUUGUCGAGGACCACUUGUUUGCUAUCGAUGCCAGCAGCCAGGACACUAUGCGGCAUAUUGUACGGUGAGACCCGCAGAGUCGCAAGCGCAAGCGGCUAGACCACCACCUCCACCGACACCUGCGGCUGGAGUUGGAGUGGUCCCGAGGGUUUAUGCUCUACAGGCGGAACAAGAGAUUCAUGAGGAGGAGGUUCAUCUCGACGGAGUCGAGGCAGAUGCGAUCACAUGUACCCUUCGCUUAUACGGGGUGUCUUGUUAUACAUUGUUUGACAUUGGGGCGACUCACAGUUUUGUGAGUGCGGACAUAGUGGAGAGAAUCGGUACAGGAGAGGUCGAUCCGAUGAGUAAUUUUACAGUGCGUACACCGGAAGGGGAAACCCUUACAGUUCAAGGGACCUCGUGUGGCGUACCCCUUGACAUUUGCAGCCGAAAAAUGACAGCAGAACUUAUUGUGGUGCCCAUAGGAGUCUAUGACCUCAUAUUGGGCAUGGACUGGUUGACGAAAUAUCAGGCUUAUAUCGACUAUCCCUAG